AGUGUCCCUAGAUGUGCCACAGUUGUGGAGUCAGCCCUGAGCACGCAGGUUGCUGUGUCAUCUGUCUGGGGUCCUUUGCCUGAGCCUCCGCACCCUACUGCCCAGAGCUCUCUGUCUUCCCAGAAGAUACCAGACUCAGCCAAGGCUGCCAACCCAUCACCUGAGUCAUGGUCCAUGGGUACAAAGGGGUCAAGUUCCAAAACUGGGCAAGAACCUAUGGCUGCAGCCCAGAGAUGUACUAUCAGCCCACGUCCACGGAGGAGAUCAGAGAGGUGCUGGCACUGGCCAGACAACAGAACAAGCGGGUGAAGGUGGUGGGAGGGGGCCACUCGCCCUCAGACAUCGCCUGCACAGAUGGCUUCAUGAUCCACAUGGGCAAGAUGAACCGGGUCCUCCAGGUGGACACAGAAAAGAAGCAGGUGACUGUGGAGGCCGGCAUCCUGCUGACUGAGCUGCACCCUCAGCUAGACAAGCAUGGCCUGGCCCUAUCCAACCUGGGAGCUGUGUCAGAUGUGACUGUUGGUGGCGUCAUUGGGUCUGGAACACACAACACAGGUAUCAAACACGGCAUACUGGCUACCCAGGUGGUGGCACUCACGCUGCUAACAGCUGAUGGGACCCUUCUAGAAUGUUCCGGGUCCAGCCAUGUGGAGUUGUUCCAGGCAGCACGAGUACACUUGGGCUGUCUGGGCAUCAUCCUCACUGUCACGCUACAGUGUGUGCCUCAGUUCCACCUGCAGGAGACCUCCUUUCCCUCCACCCUGAAGGAGGUUCUCGACAACCUGGACAGCCAUCUGAAGAAAUCUGAGUAUUUCCGCUUCCUCUGGUUUCCACACAGUGACAAUGUCAGCGUCAUCUACCAGGACCACACCAACAAGGCCCCUUCCUCUUCAGCCAGCUGGUUUUGGGACUACGCUAUAGGCUUCUAUCUGCUCGAGUUCCUGCUGUGGGUCAGCACCUUCCUGCCCAGCCUCGUGCACUGGAUUAACCGAUUCUUUUUCUGGCUCCUGUUCAACCAGAAGAGGGAGCACAGCCACCUGAGCCACCGCAUCUUUACCUAUGAGUGUCGCUUCAAGCAGCAUGUGCAGGACUGGGCCAUCCCCAGAGAGAAGACCAAGGAGGCCCUGCUGGAGCUGAAAGCCAUGCUGGAGGCCCACCCCAAGGUGGUGGCCCACUUCCCAGUGGAGGUGCGCUUUGCCCGGGCAGAUGACAUCCUGCUAAGCCCCUGCUUCCAGAGAGACAGCUGCUACAUGAACAUCAUCAUGUACAGGCCCUAUGGCAAGGACGUGCCACGACUGGACUACUGGAUGGCUUAUGAGACCAUCAUGAAGAAGGUUGGGGGCAGGCCCCACUGGGCCAAGGCCCACAACUGCUCCCGGAAGGACUUUGAGAAAAUGUAUCCCUCCUUCUUGAAAUUCUGUGCCAUCAGAGAAAAACUAGACCCUUCAGGAAUGUUUCUGAAUACAUAUCUGGAGAAAGUCUUCUACUGAAGCAAAGCCAGAAAGCAAGUUCGGACCACCUCCCCCCACCCCCAGGCCUUCCUCCCAAGAGUCUGAAGGCUCAGUGUUUCACUGGUCUGAUAGGGAACUUGCUGCCUCUCCCUGCCCCUGCCCCUGUCACCCACUACAGACCCCUGAUAUACAGAAAACACAACUGCCCCAAACGCUCAGUAAUGAGCCUGGUUCUCUGGACCCCUCUUCUGCCACCUUCAUCUCUGCAGCAACCUCAGCAAAGAAAGCACUAGAACACUCAAAUAUCCAAUUUUUUUUACUUUAAAGCUUUAUUGAGUAGUGGUUUACAGUGCAGUUUUUGUUGUUCUCACUAUUCUUGUCACCAGAGGUCUAUGUGGCCAUCCCCAUCUCCAUUUAUAUCACUCUCUUUCCACAUCCUGUUUCCCCCGGAAAUAGAAAAUCCCCAGAGGAUUCAGUGAUCCACUGUUUCUACCUGUGGGCUGGCGUGUGCAGCUCCAGCACACCAUCCCACCCUCCCAACCAACCUUCAGAAAGAGCUCAGUGCCGUGUGUAUGGGUCCAGUGUCAUAAGCACUGUGUUCUUUCUUUCACACUUGAGGUUCUUUUAAACACUCUGUAUCUGUAUGCCCCAUGCCCUGAGGUGGCCUCCCUCAGAUUUCCGCCUGUCUACCUGCCCUCCCACAGCCUAUCACUGUGUGUCUAUUUCAGCAGGUGCUUGUGGGAGUGAGCGUCUCCUUUCUAUUUCAUUUUCUAUUUUUAUUUUUAUUUUUUGCCUCCAGGGUUAUUGCUGGGGCUCAGUGCUUGCAGCAUGAAUCCACUGCUCCUGGAGGCCAUUUUCCCCCCUUUUGUUGCCCUUGUUGUUGUAGCCUUGUUGUGGAUAUUAUUGUUAUUGUUGAUGUUGUUUGUUGUUGCAUAGGACAGAGAGAAAUGGAGAGAGGAGGGGAAGACAGAGAGGGGGGGAGAGAAAGAUAGACACCUGCAGACCUGCUUCACCACCUGUGAAGUGACUCCCCUGCAGGUGGGGAGCCAGGGUUCGAACCGGGAUCCUUAUGCUGGUCCUUGCACUUUGCGCCACCUGCGCUUAACCCGCUGCGCUACCGCCCGAUCCCCGAGUGUCUCCUUUUUAACAAACACUCACUCUCUGCUUCCUCCUCAUUAUCUCCAAGGUAGUUCCUUGGAAGCAAGAGGUUCAGUGAUUCCCUCCAGAGUCAUGGGCCUUGGACUUAGCUGGAAAGUGUUCUUUAUGGUCCUUUUGCAAAUUUAGUUGCACCUUGCUACUAACUAGUUCCUGACCUGCCGAACCUGUGAUCAUUCUUUCAUGGGAUACUUGCUAGACAUGUUCUAGGUGCCAAGUGCUCUGGGAAAUAAAAAGUAGCUUAAGACAG
This is a messenger RNA of Erinaceus europaeus (western European hedgehog), 2856 nucleotides long. Its product is annotated as L-gulonolactone oxidase. Lineage: Eukaryota; Metazoa; Chordata; Mammalia; Eulipotyphla; Erinaceidae. The transcript has 12 exons. The record is from RefSeq and is a predicted model, not a curated record. The coding region runs from base 168 to 1490 and encodes 440 amino acids. Gene Ontology annotation, molecular function: FAD binding; D-arabinono-1,4-lactone oxidase activity. Gene Ontology annotation, cellular component: membrane.